CACGUGGAAUUCAGACGAGAAACUUGAUUGAAGGGGAGCUCAUCCAGUCACGAUCGAGAGGAAUGACGCGAACGUAGGGGUAUUUACCAAUCGCUGGCCUCCAUGGGAGGUUCCUUUAAAUUCCACUUCAAAAGAAAAAGAUUCCUUCUGAAAAAAAUCGUGGAAAUCUGAGAAACAGCUGGGAAAGCGGCGGAGCAGGCUGGAGCUGCUGCGAGCUUUUGCUAAAAGCUAUUAAUGAUGAUAGUGUUUACAGUCAAUCGCAGCAUCUUGUGAAAUAGCUAACUCUCACUUAUUAUUAUUAACCGUUAUUUUUAACUAAACAUGCGAGGAAAGGAGAACGACUACUGCGAGCUCUGACUGCCUUCAGUAUCACGUAGAAACACGUUAGUUAGCCAGCUAACGGACGAUUAUUUUCUUCAGACUGUAAGGGCCUGCUGGAGAUCAUGGGAAGUUUUAAAGGCCAUGCUCUACCAGGAAGUUUCUUUCUGAUUGCUGGUUUGUGGUGGGCAGUAAAGUACUCCCUUUGGUACACCACCCGCAGAAACAAAAGUGCAGGAGCUGGGAGAAUCACCACAAGAGCCUUGCAACACCGCCUAGAAAUCACUGAGGGAGCUGUAACCCUCAGCUUUUCUCUUAUAGGUAUAUUAGGGGAACAGUUUGCAGCAGGUGGACCAAAGUUUCAGAUGUAUGAUCCCUCCACUCAGCAUUGGUACCAGCUUAUGAAUUGGCAGCACACAACCAUGUAUUUGUUCUUCGCCAUAGCAGGAGCUACUUCACUUACUGUCCACAGUGUAGAUGGUGCACCUCUGGCCUUAGAUCGCUUACUGCUGGGCCUUGCAUUUUUUAAUGAAGGAUUCCUGUUCCUCUACCACCUCCAUGGCAGAGACAUGUUGGAUGUCCAUGUCCAUAUGCUUCUGUUAUAUGCAGUCUUUGGGGGGGCUGUUAUCUGCCUGCUGGAGGUCUUCCACAGGGGAAAUAUCCUGCUGGAGUUGCUGCGGGCUGCUCUCUGCCUGCUGCAGGGCAGCUGGUUCUGGCAGAUUGCCUUUGUGUUGUACCCCCCUAGUGAGGUGAAGUGGGAUUUGUCAGACCACAACAACAUGAUGUUUAUUACCAUGUGUUACAGCUGGCACCUAGCCUUCGCCCUGCUCACUGUAGCAGCAGCACACACCACUGUUCUUUGUGUGGUACGUUCCAAACUCAGGAGGAUGCCCCCAAUGGAGAUGGGUCUACUGAAACCACAAGAAAGAGAAGCAGAUUCUGAAGAUGAAGUUUUAUAAGUAUUUAUCACACAUAUGCAAUUUUCAGUAAGGUGCAAGUAAACAGAGCCUUGGGACCAACAGGGAUAAACUCUGACAGUCUGUGCCAUCAGUUCAUCUCCUGCCAUGAUGUGUCUUACUGACAAUAUGUUUUAUGUGUAAACAAAAUAUAUAUUUUUUAAAUCGCUGUCUCUUUAAUUGUUAAAUGACCUGUUCAUUUCUUAAGUUCACGUAAGGGACCUUUGUAAUUGUUUUUAAUAGUGACAUUUCUUGAGUGCCUUCAAAGGAAAACCUUUGACAUUAAAGGAAAGAGGGGCAGGACAGUGUGACAUUUAGACAUUUAAUCAGGGUAUCUGCUGAUCCUUAAAAAGUAUCAUAUUUUUAAGUUAAAAUUAAGGCCCUCAUUUGUCUUAAAAUGUCUUAAAUUUACCAAAAAAUACCACAAACACUAAAUACAAAUCUGGUCUUUAUUCAAAUAAAAUAUAGAUUUAAAGCAGACUGGACUAAGCAAAACCAAUAGUAUCAUUUUUGGCUCCAUUCGGUUAUUGUGAAGUCUCAAUUUUGUCUCUGAUUGGUACUGAAAAGUCUUAAAAACCCUUAAAUUUAAUUUCCUUGUAUCUGCAGAUACCCUGUUUAAUGUAGGUAGUGGCCUUUGCUGACCUUCCCAGUCAUAAAAGUUUUUUUGUGAUCUGUGUAUUCAGCGUUGCACACUGCUGAGGUACAUAUUAAUUAUACUCACUUUCAUAAGCAAUAAGACACAAAUUUUGUUAUACAGUUGCUGCUGAUGUGAAUAUAGCUCUGGAUCAUUUUAGUAGCUUUGUUCACCCUGCAAAGGAAAUUACUUCUCUAAAACUUUCUGAUGUUAAAUGUCAAGUACUUUUUGGCAGUGCAUUUUGUUACAUUAUGCUGUAGCUUAUUAGCAUUUCUGAAGAAAUAACGUGUGCAAUAUAUGGGGAAAAAUCUUGAAUUUGAGCAUACUACAUAUUUAUAGAUACCUAUGAAACUUUUAGUGCCUUAGAGUCUGUUUAAAAUGUAAUUCACAUUUCAAAGAAUUUUGGAAUGUCUUGUUUAUUUAUCACACGUAUUUUGUAUGUAUUUGGUCAUUUUUGUAUCCUGCAUGUAAUAACUAUGAAGCAGAUAUUUUUUAUUAAACACUGUCUUUGCUAUCUUGAAA
Molecule: messenger RNA, 2430 nt
Organism: Astyanax mexicanus (Mexican tetra)
Lineage: Eukaryota; Metazoa; Chordata; Actinopteri; Characiformes; Acestrorhamphidae
Gene: tmem45a
Product: transmembrane protein 45a
Exons: 6
Coding region: 444-1277 (277 amino acids)
Source: RefSeq, a predicted model, not a curated record